Messenger RNA from Erigeron canadensis, 1018 nucleotides. RefSeq names its product plasmodesmata-located protein 7. The record is from RefSeq and is a predicted model, not a curated record. The transcript is spliced from 3 exons. NCBI's taxonomy places the organism in Eukaryota, Viridiplantae, Streptophyta, Magnoliopsida, Asterales, Asteraceae. Gene Ontology annotation, cellular component: plasmodesma. Bases 40 to 885 code for a protein of 281 amino acids.
CACCCUGUGAAACCCCUACUUUCUCAAACACACGUACUCAUGGCCAAAGCUGAUCAUCAUCUUAUAAUUUCUGUUUUUUUCAUUCUUCUCUGUGGACUCUUGCACCCUUCACAUUCCACCACCGACGCAUUCAUCUACGGAGGUUGUUCACAAGUGAAAUACUCCCCCGGCUCACCAUACGAGUCAAACCUCGACUCACUUCUCACUUCCCUAGUUAACUCAGCCACCUACUCUUCCUACAACAAAUACAGCAUCUCAGGGUCUACUCAACAAGACGUAAUCAACGGUGUCUACCAAUGCAGAGGAGACUUAGCCAUGCCUGAUUGCGCCACGUGCGUUGCACGUGCAGUGACACAAUUAGCCCCAUUGUGCUCUCAGACGUGCGGCGGGGCGAUACAGUUGGAAGGGUGUUUUGUGAAAUAUGAUAACACUAGUUUCAUCGGGGUGGAGGAUAAGACGGUUGUGAUGAAGAAAUGUGCGCCCUCGGUUGGGUAUGAUCCGGAGGUGAUGGGAAGGAAGGAUGCGGUGUUAGCGAGCUUGGGUUCGGCUGGUGGGUUGUAUAGGGUUGGUGGUUCGGCAGAUGUGGAAGGGGUGGCUCAAUGUGUCGGGGAUUUGAGUAAUAGCAAGUGUCAAGAUUGUGUGGGGGAAGCGAUUGGACGGUUGAAAAGUGAGUGUGGUGGUGCGGUGUUUGGUGAUAUGUUUUUGGCUAAGUGUUAUGCUAGGUAUUCAACUAGUGGAGCUCAUUCUUAUGCCAAAUCUCAUCACGGUGGACAUGAUGAAGCCGAGAAGACAUUCGCGAUAAUAAUCGGAUUACUUGCUGGGGUUGCACUCAUCAUCAUUUUCCUAACUUUUAUGAGAAAAGUUUUCGGCCGAAAUGGCAAGUAAAUGAGAACUUUAUGGAAAGUUGAAAGGGUUGCAUGCAUGGCCUCCAUCACCGAUACUGUUUAAAUUGCUUUUCUUUUUUCUUUCAUGAUGUUAACUUACUUUUUUAUUUUUAUUCAUUUUACUUUUAUCAUAA